CUAGUGUGUCCGACGGAGAGAGAGAGAGAGAGGGAGAGAGAGAGAUUCCAUUGAUACUUCUGGAGGUCUUUGCUUGUUUGAACAAAGUUCUUUGAAGGCUUCGCUUUGAAAGAUGAAAAAGGAGGAUACGGUAAAGCUGAUCAGUGCCGAGGGCUUCGAAUUCAUCAUCGACAAGAAAGCUGCCAUGGUUUCUCAGACCAUUCGUAACAUGCUCACUUCUCCAGGGAGUUUUGCUGAAACUCAGCAUGGAGAAGUCACGUUCCCAGAGAUAAGUACCAUUAUCUUGGAGAAGAUCUGCCAGUAUUUCUAUUGGUCACUGCAAUACGCCAGUGGAAAGGAGACUGAGUUCCAUAUUGAACCUGAAUUGACCCUUGAGUUAAUGAUGGCGGCUAAUUAUCUCCAUACGUGAGAGCCUUGUCUCUCUCUUCACCUCUUAGGCACAAGUCAUGCUUAUAAGGAAGACUUGCAAGAUGGUUUUGCCAUAGGAGGCUAAAAGGAUUUAAGGUAGUACCAUCUCACAUAUUUUCAUACACCAGAAGUGGGUAUAUUUAUUCUUAAUCAGGUGGUUUCUGCCAUUGUAAGCUGAAAGGACAAAAUUAAUAAAGUUAUUAGA
This is a messenger RNA of Telopea speciosissima, 613 nucleotides long. RefSeq names its product elongin-C. Gene Ontology annotation, molecular function: protein-macromolecule adaptor activity. Gene Ontology annotation, biological process: ubiquitin-dependent protein catabolic process. The transcript has 4 exons. The coding region runs from base 113 to 409 and encodes 98 amino acids. The record is from RefSeq and is a predicted model, not a curated record. Lineage: Eukaryota; Viridiplantae; Streptophyta; Magnoliopsida; Proteales; Proteaceae. Gene Ontology annotation, cellular component: elongin complex.